Molecule: messenger RNA, 2128 nt
Organism: Cucumis melo (muskmelon)
Lineage: Eukaryota; Viridiplantae; Streptophyta; Magnoliopsida; Cucurbitales; Cucurbitaceae
Product: probable pectate lyase 8
Exons: 7
Coding region: 164-1507 (447 amino acids)
Molecular function (GO): pectate lyase activity
Source: RefSeq, a predicted model, not a curated record
AAAAAGCCAUUUCGUUGGAAGCUUACUCUGACUCCAUUACUGCAUUCUCCAUCUUCUUCUUCUUCUUCUUCUUCUUCUUCUUCUUCUUCUUCCUUCUCUUUUCAAUCUCAUUUGUGAACAUUUGUGUCUGCAUUUUGACACAAAAGGAAUUGGAGUUGAAGAAAUGGCAAUGGCGGAAUCUGGAAAAUGGAUUCGUUUGAUUCUUCUUGUGAUGUUCAUGUUGUUUGUCGGAGCAAUUGCUAGAGUUCCCAAAGAGAUUCCUGAAACUGAGAAUGGAGGAAGUGAGAAGUUGCAGAGCUCAAGCAACUCAACGAUGGCGGUGAGGUUGGAUGAGACUAAGGAUCUCGGUAAUGAGCAUGCUGUGGACAACCCAGAAGAGAUUGCUGCUAUGGUUGACAUGAGUAUCCGCAAUGCUACUGCGAGGAGAGAGCUCGGUUUCUUCUCUUGUGGAACCGGCAAUCCUAUUGAUGACUGCUGGCGUUGCGACCCCAAUUGGCAACAGAACCGCAAACGUCUCGCAGAUUGUGGCAUUGGCUUUGGCCGAAACGCCAUCGGUGGCCGUGACGGUCGAUUUUAUGUUGUCACUGACUCGGGCGACGACAACCCUGUCAACCCAAAGCCUGGUACUUUGCGACAUGCCGUCAUCCAGGACGAACCUCUCUGGAUUGUGUUCAAAAGAGACAUGGUGAUUCAGCUGAAACAAGAGCUGAUUAUGAAUAGUUUCAAGACAAUUGAUGCUCGUGGGACCAAUGUUCACAUUGCUAAUGGUGCUUGCCUCACAAUCCAGUUUGUGACCAAUGUUAUUGUCCAUGGUCUAAACAUCCAUGACUGCAAACCCACUGGAAACGCCAUGGUAAGAAGCUCACCCAAUCACGUUGGGUGGAGAACAAUUGCUGAUGGUGAUGCCAUUUCCAUUUUUGGAUCAAGUCAUAUUUGGAUCGAUCACAAUUCACUCUCUAAUUGUGCUGAUGGUCUCGUUGACGCUGUCAUGGGAUCCACUGCCAUUACCAUCUCCAACAAUUACUUCACCCACCACAAUGAGGUUAUGUUAUUAGGACAUAGUGAUUCUUACGUUAGAGAUAAACUGAUGCAAGUGACCAUUGCUUACAAUCACUUUGGUGAAGGACUCAUCCAAAGAAUGCCAAGGUGUAGACACGGAUACUUCCAUGUGGUGAACAAUGAUUAUACUCACUGGGAGAUGUACGCCAUCGGUGGAAGUGCAAAUCCAACCAUCAAUAGUCAGGGUAACAGAUAUGCUGCCCCAACCAACCCUUUUGCAAAAGAGGUAACAAAGAGAGUUGAGACAGCUGAAAGUGAGUGGAAAGGCUGGAAUUGGAGAUCAGAAGGAGACCUUUUGUUGAAUGGUGCCUUUUUCACUCCAUCUGGUGCGGGGGCCUCAGCAAGUUAUGCUAGAGCUUCAAGCUUGGGAGCUAAAUCUUCAUCCAUGGUUGGUACCAUAACAUCCAAUGCCGGUGCACUUUCCUGCCGAAGAGGCCACCCGUGCUAGCAUUCCGUUCCUCUCGGCCAUCACAGAACACCCUUUCUCUAUUAUUCUUCUCUGAAUUUUUCAAAUAUUUACUUACAAAAUAGCCUUACCCACCAAUCUCCAUAUAUUCUAUCAAAAUUCAUAUCUCCUCCCUUCCUACCUACCUUCUUUUAUCAUAUCCAAAAACAAGUGUACAUUUUAUUAUCUCGUCUCUUGACCGAGACGUUUCCUAUUUGAACACGUCCCCAGUUUGCUGUUUGUUGAGAGUCAGACACUCUGAAAUCGCUCGACCUCGGCCUGCUUCGACUCGAAAAAACACACCAUUUGCCGUUCGGCAAGCAGGUGCGGAAGCGUUGUUCUUGUGUGUUCAUUUAUUCCCUUCACACUUCCCCCUCUCCCUCACUUUUCUUCUUUCCAAAUCCAUUCCAACUCUUUCGCUUCCACCUAUCAUCAUUAUUCUCACUCUCUUAUGUCUACUCUUCUGUUCUUAUAGGAUCUGAAUGUUUUGAGUGUUUUUCUUUUCUUCCUUUUUUUAUUUUCUUUUACACUAUGUUCUGUUUAGUGAUACAAGUUAUAGUAUGUUUGUCAAACAUUUAAUUAUCAAAGCAAAAGUUUGCUAAAGAUGAUAGCAAAUAUUGUUCA